GCUCUCUGUAGUGUGUAUUAGAAUCUGUUUGCAUGUCAAUACAUACUGUCUCAUAGCCAGCUACUUUCUUUCUACACCUACCAAAGCCCUUGACCCACAAAAUGUUCUCAUGGGAGGCAAGUUUAUCAAAUGAACUGUAUUUUGUCCGACAGUACUUUUAUAGUGGCAGCUAUGACAAGUUGUUCGAAAUCGAUACUUCGUCUUUAUCCGAAAAGGGACUUGAAUUAACAGAAUUGUAUAUGGCUAGAGCAAAGUUGGCCUUGGGAGAAAGUAUUGAAUCUAUUCAAGGCACGCUUACUCAAAAGUCCGCUGGAGGAGCCGCUCUUUUGGCGUUGGCAGGUGAAGGAAACAUGGACCUUUUAAUUGAGCAGUAUGGGGAUUCUGAUGCUGCUGUACAAACACUAGGAGCCAUCUAUUUAAUCCACAGAGGAGCUUAUGAUGAGGCGUUAAGUUUGCUACAAAAGUCUGUCGAAAACUUAGAAGCUGUAGCUUUGGAAACUUAUAUCCAUCUUUACCAACACAAGUUAGAAGCAGCAGAAGCAGCGAUUACAAGAUGUUUGGAUUGGGCAGAUGAAGAAAUUGUUUUACAAAUUGCUCAAUCAUGGGCAAAGCUUGCUAGAGGUGGUUUAGACUCGUAUAAUGACGCCUUUUAUGUUUACGAAGAAUUGAACGGUAGUGAAAGCAAUCCUCGUGUUUUAACUUGUAUGGCUUGCUCUGAUUUAUGUUUAUUACGAACACAAGAAGCUCUCAGUUCUUUACGAUCUGCCCUUGAAUUGCAAUCCAACUAUGCACCUGCGGCAGCCAAUUUAAAGACAGCCGUUCUUGCUCUUGGUCCCUUAGCUCCAUUGGAUACAAAGCAACUCUAUGAAAAUUCUUCUUGCGGUGCAUUUCUUACAAAGCAAUUAGAUCAAAAAUCCCAAGAAUUUGAUGCAUUGGCUAAACAAUUCCUAGCUAAUUCUUCUGCUUAACUGUUGUGCAUUCUUUUUCGAAGCCCCAUGUUUUUUAUGAUCUUCGCUAUGUAGACGAAUUCUUCUUUCAUUCCUUGCCAAUCCUCAUGUACCACAGACCUGAGUCAAAACAUGUAGUUGUCCUUGGUAUUCCUUUUUUAUAUUUAUAAUUCAAUCCUUUCUUUUUUCUUUCC
Schizosaccharomyces cryophilus OY26 is the source of this 1141-nucleotide messenger RNA. RefSeq names its product coatomer epsilon subunit. Gene Ontology annotation, biological process: intra-Golgi vesicle-mediated transport; retrograde vesicle-mediated transport, Golgi to endoplasmic reticulum; endoplasmic reticulum to Golgi vesicle-mediated transport. The transcript has 2 exons. NCBI's taxonomy places the organism in Eukaryota, Fungi, Ascomycota, Schizosaccharomycetes, Schizosaccharomycetales, Schizosaccharomycetaceae. The record is from RefSeq and is a predicted model, not a curated record. Gene Ontology annotation, cellular component: COPI vesicle coat. Bases 102 to 968 code for a protein of 288 amino acids. Gene Ontology annotation, molecular function: structural molecule activity; protein binding.